AUGACUUCAAAUAUCUUACUUUUACUUCAUCCUACUACAGUAACUGAUGAACAAUUAGUAAUUAAUAUCAAAAAUGAAAUAAAGAUAACUCGUUCAAAUUUUAGUUUAGAUCAACAUAUUAUAAAUAGAAUUACCCAGGGUGAUAUAAUAUUGAAUAAUAAUUAUUAUGAUGAAAUUAUAUACAUAAAUCCAAACGAUGAUAAGGAGAUUCCAGCUUCAUUGAUUCAGUUAUUACAUGAUUUAUUAACUUUUGAUGGAUGUUUAAAAGGAGAUUUAUCAAAGAAUCAAGAUUUGGAUUUUUUAAUGACUGGGUUUAUGAUAAAUGAUGGAAAAUGGACAAAACAAGAUCUUUCAAAAGAAAAAACAACAGUAUUGCAGAGAAAGAAAGGGGUUGAGAGAAAAAUUUCACCAUUUAAAAAAUUAAAUGAUUCAGAAUAUACAUUUAAUAAAAGUCCUUCUACUGAAUCAGAUGAUUAUACUUCAAAAAGAUUAAAUUAUUUUUCAGAUAAUUCUUCAGAUGAAUCAGAUGACUCUGAUUAUAUCGCAGAAGAUGCUUUAAUCAAAGAUUUCAAAUCUGAAAAUAUUAUCAAAUUAAAUACAGAGAAGUGCAGUAAAAAAAGACGUAAAGCCUGUAAAGACUGCACCUGUGGUUUAAAAGAAUUGGAAGAACAAGAAGAAAAUAAUCAAAGAACUUUACAAGAUUCAUUACUAGCUAAAAUGGCCAUGUCAGCUAAUAAUGAAGCUGAAUUAAUUGAACAAAAAAUGAAGUCAAGAAUUCAAUUUCGAGAAAGUGAAUUAUCAGAAAUUGAUUUUACAAUCGAAGGUAAGACUGGAGGUUGUGGCUCUUGUGCUUUAGGUGAUGCUUUUCGAUGUGAUGGUUGUCCUUAUUUAGGUUUACCUCCAUUUAAACCAGGUGAAGUUAUAACUUUAGAUGGAAUUGGUGAAGAUAUUUAA
Insectozyma verbasci is the source of this 954-nucleotide messenger RNA. The record is from the annotation of a GenBank genome assembly. NCBI's taxonomy places the organism in Eukaryota, Fungi, Ascomycota, Pichiomycetes, Serinales, Debaryomycetaceae.